Porites evermanni is the source of this 1011-nucleotide messenger RNA. The record is from the annotation of a GenBank genome assembly. Lineage: Eukaryota; Metazoa; Cnidaria; Anthozoa; Scleractinia; Poritidae.
AUGGCGACCCAAAACAAUUCAAGUGAUCUUUCGAACGACACCUCAUUGCCAGUCGAAAGAAUACUUGAAACCAUUUUGCUCUUUGGAAUCGCUGUAUUUGCCAUCGUGAGCAAUGGUCUUCUUCUAUACGUCAUUUGCUCAAAGCGAAAUCUCCACAACCUCCGCAAUGCGUUCGUCGCUAACCUCGCCGCGGCAGAUCUACUCUUAGCCGCAACAGAUAUAAUUUAUCAAGCAAUCGAAAGAAUUGUGAUAGAUUUCAGACCACCUCAUGCAUCUCUAUGCUAUAUCAUUUUGUUGACUGGAGUAUUAUUCGGCGCCGCUUCAGUCUUCAACCUCACAGCCAUGAAUAUGGUACGUUACAUCUCCAUUUGUUAUCCACUUCAUUUCAGCCAUUACCUCACGCUUCGCCGUUCCGCAGCUAUUGUCGUGUUUGUCUGGAUAGCGGCGUUUUGUCUCGCGUUCCCGCCUCUUAUUUGGCGCCCAGACGGAGUCGUCUGUUCCACAACCAAACCCUCUGGUGAGCACUUUGUGAGCGAAGUUAUUUACAUGAGUUCAGAGUGGCUAUUUUGGUUCUUCAUUCCUGCGAUCCUUAUUUUCUUUUCGUAUUACCGAAUCUACGCUAUCGCUAGAAGUCAUGCGAGAAAAAUUUCUGCUUUGGAAGUUGUACAGAGCACAGAAAUGCCCGCAGGAUCAGACAGAGCGAACUCGCUAAGGGAGAAAAAGGCUGGGCGAAUGGUAACAAUUCUUUUUGGAUUUUGGGUUCUUUGUUGGAUGCCGUUUUUUAUCGUGCUGACCAUAACUAAAUUUAAGUCCCACGUUCCUGCUAUUUUGAUGCGCUUGUUCCUUUGUCUAAUGUUUGCCAACUCCGCCAUAAAUCCUGUUGUUUUGACCUGGUAUAAUCGUGAACUGAAAGAAGCCAUCAAAAAGGUUUUGUGCUAUAAAAAGCAGCGCCGGUCGAUAGCUAACUGUGAGGCAAGAUCUAUGGCUACGGGGAGAACAACUUCAGUUUGA